This is a messenger RNA of Mus caroli (Ryukyu mouse), 20416 nucleotides long. The record is from RefSeq and is a predicted model, not a curated record. Lineage: Eukaryota; Metazoa; Chordata; Mammalia; Rodentia; Muridae.
UGGCUUUUGCCUGGGCGUCUCAGGAGGGGAGAGCGGGGAGAGGAUUUGCUGCUGGCCAGGGUUAUUCGCAUAGCUCGAAGGUUUGAACAAGAGCUACAGAAAGGGAAGGAUAUCCGUGGAAGCCAAUGGUUUUCCGGAAGAAAAUAACCCCGUUGCCUUGAGUUUGUAGGUGCCACUACUACUCUGGAAAAAUGGCGGAUGAGGAAGAGUAUGAGGAGGUGAUAGAGUACUACACAGAGGAGACAGUUUACGAAGAGGUGCCAGGAGAGACAAUUACAGAAGUCUAUGAAACCACAACGACAAGGACAUCGGACUAUGGCCAAUCAGAAACUUCCACACCAGCGCUGGUACAGCCACAACCAGCAAAGCCGGUGGAGCGGAAGAAGGUCAUCCGAAAGAAGGUGGACUCGUCCAAGUUCAUGACCCCCUACAUUCAACACAGUCAGAAAAUGCAGGAUCUUUUCAGCUCAAAUAAAUACAAAGAGAACUAUGAGAAAGCAAAGGGACAGCCAUACGCCAUCACAAGCGAUACUCCAGAACUUCGCAGAAUCAAGAAAGUCCAGGAUCAACUCAGUGAGGUUAAGUAUCGAAUGGAUGGAGAUGUUGCUAAAACUAUCUGCCACGUGGAUGAAAAAGCAAAAGACAUUGAACAUGCUAAGAAAGUGUCGCAGCAAGUCAGCAAGGUUUUAUACAAGCAGAACUGGGAAGACACCAAGGAUAAGUACCUGCUUCCCCCUGAUGCCCCUGAACUUGUCCAAGCCGUCAAGAACACAGCCAUGUUCAGUAAGAAACUGUACACUGAAGACUGGGAAGCAGACAAAGCAUUGUUUUAUCCCUAUAAUGACAGUCCGGAGCUGAGGAGGGUAGCCCAGGCCCAGAAAGCACUUAGUGAUAUUGCCUACAAAAAAGGACUCACUGAGCAGCAAACUCAGUUCACGUCCCUGCCUGAUCCUCCUGAGGUCGAAUUUGCCAAGAAAGUAACCAACCAAGUGAGCAAGCAAAAAUAUAAAGAAGACUAUGAGAAGAAAGUCAAAGGAAAAUGGAGUGAGACACCAUGCUUUGAAAUUGCAACAGCCAGAAUGAAUGCUGAUAAUCUCAGCUCAAGGAAGUAUCAGGAAGACUUUGAGAACAUGAAAGACCAGAUCUACUUCAUGCAGACCGAAACACCUGAGUAUAAAAUGAAUAAACAGGCUGGAGUCGCCGCUAGCAAGGUAAAAUACAAGCAAGACUAUGAAAAGAAUAAAGGAAAAGCAGACUAUAAUGUACUUCCUGCUUCAGAGAACCCACUGCUCAGGCAGCUGAAGACAGCUGGAAACGCCCUCAGUGAUAAACUAUACAAGGAAAACUAUGAAAAGACCAAAGCAAGGAGCAUCAAUUACUGUGAGACCCCCAAGUUUCAGCUUGACACAGUGCUACAGAACUUCAGUAGUGACACUAAAUAUAAAGAUUCCUACCUAAAGAAUAUCUUGGGACACUACGUGGGCAGCUUUGAGGACCCAUAUCACACACACUGUAUGAAAGUUACAGCCCAAAAUAGUGAUAAAAACUACAAAGCUGAAUAUGAAGAGGACAGAGGCAAAGGCUUCUUCCCCCAGACCAUUACCCAGGAAUAUGAAGCAAUCAAGAAACUGGACCAGUGUAAAGAUCACGCCUACAAAGUCCACCCAGAUAAGACAAAGUUCACUCAAGUUACAGACUCUCCUGUUCUGGUGCAAGCCCAGGUCAAUUCCAAGCAGCUGAGUGAUCUAAAUUACAAAGCCAAACAUGAAAGUGAAAAAUUCAAGUGUCAUAUACCUCCAGAUGCUCCUGCCUUUAUCCAGCACAGAGUGAACGCCUAUAACCUAAGUGACAAUGUCUACAAACAAGACUGGGAGAAGAGCAAAGCUAAGAAGUUCGACAUCAAGGUGGAUGCCAUCCCACUACUGGCAGCCAAAGCCAACAGCAAGAAUGCCAGUGAUGUGAUGUACAAGAAGGACUAUGAGAAGAGCAAAGGCAAGAUGAUCGGUGCCCUCAGCAUCAAUGAUGACCCCAAGAUGCUGCACUCCCUGAAGACUGCCAAGAACCAGAGUGACAGACUAUACAGAGAAAACUAUGAGAAGACAAAGGCCAAGAGUAUGAAUUACUGUGAGACCCCUAAGUAUCAACUCGACACCCUUCUGAAGAACUUCAGUGAGGCUAAAUAUAAAGAUUCAUAUGUAAAGAAUAUGUUGGGCCACUAUGUAGGCAGCUUUGAAGACCCGUACCAUACACACUGCAUGAAAGUUUCUGCUCAAAACAGUGAUAAGAGUUACAAAGCAGAAUAUGAAGAAGAUAAAGGGAAAUGCUAUUUCCCUCAGACAAUAACCCAAGAAUAUGAAGCUAUCAAGAAGUUGGACCAGUGUAAAGAUCACACCUACAAAGUGCAUCCAGAUAAGACCAGGUUCACAGCAGUCACCGACACUCCCGUGCUAUUGCAAGCCCAGCUCAACACCAAACAGCUCAGUGAUCUGAAUUACAAAGCAAAGCAUGAAGGUGAGAAAUUCAAGUGCAGCGUGCCAGCAGAUGCACCAGAAUUCAUCCAGCACAGAGUCAAUGCUUAUAACCUGAGUGAUAAUGUCUACAAGCAUGACUGGGAGAAGAGCAAAGCUAAGAAGUUCGACAUCAAGGUGGAUGCCAUCCCACUGCUGGCAGCCAAAGCCAACAGCAAGAAUGCCAGUGAUGUGAUGUACAAGAAGGAUUAUGAGAAGAGCAAAGGCAAGAUGAUCGGUGCCCUCAGCAUCAAUGAUGACCCCAAGAUGCUGCACUCCCUGAAGACUGCCAAGAACCAGAGCGACCGUGAAUAUCGGAAGGACUAUGAAAAGUCAAAAACGAUCUACACAGCCCCUCUUGACAUGAUCCAAGUCACCCAAGCUAAGAAAUCUCAGGCGAUUGCCAGCGACGUGGACUAUAAACAUGUCUUGCACAACUAUAGCUACCCUCCUGACAGCAUCAAUGUGGACCUGGCCAAGAAGGCUUACGCAUUGCAGAGUGAUGUGGAGUACAAAGCUGACUACAACAGUUGGAUGAAGGGCUGUGGCUGGGUGCCCUUUGGUUCCCUGGAGAUGGAAAAGGCAAAGCGAGCCUCGGAAAUUCUUAACGAGAAAAAAUACCGCCAACAUCCAGAUACGCUCAAGUUUACGUCAAUUGAAGAUGCUCCCAUUACAGUGCAGUCUAAAAUUAACCAGGCCCAGAGGAGCGAUAUUGCUUACAAAGCCAAGGGGGAGGAAAUUCUGCAUAAGUACAACCUGCCAGCAGACCUGCCGCAGUUCAUUCAGGCUAAGGUGAACGCCUACAACAUCAGCGAGAAUAUGUACAAGGCUGACUUGAAAGACUUAAGCAAGAAGGGCUAUGACCUGAGAAUUGAUGCUAUCCCCAUCAAAGCCGCCAAAGCUGCCCGACAGGCUGCCAGUGAUAUUCACUAUAAGAAAGAUUAUGAAAAGGCCAAAGGGAAAAUGGUCGGAUUCCAAAGUCUCCAAGACGAUCCUAAACUGGUUCAUUACAUGAACGUGGCCAAGAUACAGUCAGACAGGGAGUAUAAGAAAGACUACGAAAAGACAAAGACCAAAUACAAUACACCUCACGACAUGUUCGAUGUUGUGGCGGCUAAGAAGGCACAGGAUGUGAUCAGCAAUACCAACUACAAGCAUUCUCUCCACCACUACACCUACCUGCCGGACGCCAUGGACCUGGAGCUGUCCAAGAACAUGAUGCACAUACAGAGUGAUAAUGCCUACAAGGAAGAUUAUAACACCUGGAUGAAGGGCAUUGGCUGGAUUCCGAUUGGCAGCCUUGACCAAGAGAAAGUUAAAAAGGCAGGGGAUGCCCUGAGUGAAAAGAAAUACAGGCAACAUCCGGACACACUCAAGUUCACCAGCAUCGUAGACUCCCCGGUGAUGGUGCAGGCAAAGCAGAACACACAGCAAGCCAGUGAUAUCUUAUACAAAGCUAAAGGAGAAGACGUGAAGCAUAAGUAUACUCUGAAUCCUGAUCUCCCACAGUUUCUCCAGGCCAAGUGCAAUGCUUACAACAUAAGUGACGUCUGCUACAAGCGGGACUGGCAUGACUUAAUAGCCAAAGGCAACAAUGUCCUGGCUGAUGCUAUUCCGAUCACUGCGGCCAAGUCAUCAAGAAACAUUGCCAGUGAUUAUAAAUACAAAGAAGCUUAUGAGAAGGCAAAGGGAAAGCACGUUGGCUUCAGAAGCCUCCAGGACGACCCCAAGUUGGUCCAUUAUAUGAAUGUGGCGAAGUUGCAGUCAGACCGAGAAUACAAGAAAAACUAUGAGAACACCAAGACCAGUUACCACACCCCUGGAGACAUGGUCAGCAUCACUGCUGCAAGGAUGGCCCAGGACGUGGCUACCAACGUCAACUACAAACAACCAUUACAUCACUAUACAUACCUGCCUGAUGCCUUGAGUCUUGAGCACACAAGGAAUGCCAAUCAAAUUCAGAGUGAUAAUGUGUACAAAGACGAGUACAACAGCUUCCUCAAGGGCAUUGGGUGGAUCCCCAUCGGCUCGCUGGAGGUGGAGAAGGCCAAGAAAGCAGGCGAGGCACUGAAUGAGAGGAAGUACCGACAACACCCAGACACCAUCAAGUUCACAAGUGUGCCAGACUCCAUGGGCAUGGUUUUGGCUCAGCAGAACACAAAGCAGCUAAGUGAUUUGAACUACAAAAUAGAGGGAGAGAAAAUGAAGCAUAAAUAUACAAUGGACCCUGAAUUACCACAGUUCAUUCAAGCCAAAGUUAAUGCCAUCAACAUGAGUGAUGCUCAUUACAAAGCAGACUGGAAGAAAACGCUGGCCAAGGGUUACGACUUGAGACCAGAUGCCAUUCCCAUCGUUGCUGCCAAAAGUUCAAGGAACAUCGCUAGUGACUGCAAAUACAAAGAGGCCUAUGAGAAAGCCAGAGGCAAGCAAAUUGGCUUUCUCAGUCUUCAGGAUGACCCUAAGCUGGUUCACUACAUGAAUGUGGCCAAGAUACAAUCAGACCGUGAAUAUAAGAAGGGAUAUGAGGCCAGCAAGACCCGGUACCACACACCCCUGGAUAUGUUCAGUGUGACUGCUGCAAAGAAGUCUCAGGAAGUUGCGACCAACAGCAACUACAGGCAGCCCUACCACAACUACACCCUCUUGCCUGAUGCCUUGAAUGUGGAACACUCCAGGAAUGCCAUGCAAAUCCAGAGUGAUAAUCUAUACAAGUCCGACUUCACCCACUGGAUGAAAGGUAUCGGCUGGGUCCCCAUAGACUCCUUGGAGGUGGAGAAGGCAAAGAAAGCUGGGGAGAUUCUGAGUGAGAGAAAGUAUCGCCAGCACCCCGAGAAGCUGAAGUUCACAUAUUCUAUGGACACCAUGGAACAGGCACUUAACAAAAGCAACAAGCUGACUAUGGAUAAGAGGCUGUACACUGAGAAGUGGAACAAAGACAAGACCAGCAUUCAUGUCAUGCCUGACACUCCAGACAUCUUGCUCUCGAGAGUAAACCAGAUCACAAUGAGUGAUAAACUCUACAAGGCUGGCUGGGAAGAAGAGAAGAAGAAAGGCUAUGAUCUCAAGCCUGAUGCCAUCUCAAUAAAGGCGGCAAAGGCCUCCAGAGAUAUUGCCAGUGAUUACAAGUACAAGCAAGCCUAUGAACAAGCCAAAGGGAAGCACAUUGGCUUCCGCAGCCUGGAAGACGACCCCAAGCUGGUGCACUUCAUGCAGGUGGCCAAGAUUCAGUCAGACCGGGAAUACAAGAAGGGCUAUGAGAAAUCCAAGACAUCUUUCCACACCCCGGUGGACAUGUUCAGUGUGGUGGCAGCCAAGAAGUCCCAGGAAGUGGCCACCAAUGCCAACUACAGGAACAUCAUCCACACCUACAACAUGCUUCCUGAUGCCAUGAGCUUUGAGUUGGCCAAGAACAUGAUGCAGAUUCAAAGUGAUAAUCAGUAUAAGGCAGACUAUGCUGACUUCAUGAAGGGCAUUGGAUGGCUCCCCCUCGGCUCCCUGGAAGCUGAGAAAAACAAGAAAGCCAUGGAGAUUAUUAGUGAAAAGAAGUACCGGCAACACCCAGACACUUUGAAGUACUCCACACUAAUGGACUCAAUGAACAUGGUCUUGGCUCAGAAUAAUGCAAAAAUUAUGAAUAAAAAUCUCUAUAAACAAGCAUGGGAGGCUGACAAGACAAAAAUCCACAUCAUGCCUGAUAUCCCCGAGAUCGUUUUGGCCAAAGCAAAUGCGAUCAACAUGAGCGAUAAACUCUAUAAGCUCUCUCUGGAAGAAUCUAGAAAGAAAGGCUAUGACCUCAGAACGGAUGCAAUUCCCAUCAAAGCUGCCAAAGCAUCAAGAGAUAUUGCAAGUGAUUAUAAAUACAAGCACAGUUAUGAAAAGGAGAAAGGAAAAAUGGUUGGUUUUCGCAGUCUGGAGGAUGAUCCCAAAUUAGUCCAUUCCAUGCAAGUGGCUAAGAUGCAGUCUGAUCGAGAGUACAAGAAAAACUAUGAGAAGACAAAGACCAGCUACCAUACUCCUGCCGACAUGCUGAGUGUCACAGCAGCCAAGGACGCACAAGCCAACAUCACCAACACCAACUACAAGCGCCUCAUUCACAAGUACAUCCUCCUCCCAGACGCAAUGAACAUCGAGCUGACCAGGAACAUGAAUCACAUCCAGAGUGACAAUGAAUAUAAGCAAGACUACAGGGAGUGGUACCGAGGGCUUGGCUGGAGCCCAGCUGGCUCCCUAGAGGUGGAGAAGGCCAAGAAAGCAACCGAAUAUGCCAGCGAUCAGAAGUACCGGCAGCAUCCCAGCACCUUCCAGUUUAAAAAGUUGACUGACUCCAUGGACAUGGUACUGGCGAAGCAGAAUGCUCACACCAUGAAUAAGCAUUUAUACACUGUUGACUGGAAUAAAGACAAAACCAAGAUUCAUGUGAUGCCUGAUACCCCAGAUAUUUUGCAAGCCAAGCAGAAUCAGACACUUUACAGUCAGAAAUCCUAUAGACUUGGUUGGGAAGAGGCUCUGAAGAAAGGCUAUGAUCUCCCUGUUGAUGCGAUUUCUGUCCAGCUGGCUAAGACAUCAAGGGACAUUGCUAGUGACUUUAAAUAUAAACAAGGCUACCGGAAACAACUGGGACACCAUAUUGGAUUCCAGAGUGUGCAAGAUGACCCAAAGCUUGUGCUGUCGAUGAAUGUAGCCAAAAUGCAGAGUGACAGGGAGUACAAGAAGGACUUUGAGAAGUGGAAAACCAAAUACACCAGCCCUGUGGACAUGCUGGGCGUGGUGUUGGCCAAGAAGUGCCAGGCCUUGGUCAGUGAUGCUGACUACAGGAACUACCUACACCAGUGGACAUGCCUGCCUGACCAGAAUGACGUCAUCCAAGCUAAAAAGGUCUAUGAGCUGCAAAGUGAGAAUAUGUAUAAGUCUGACCUAGAGUGGCUGAGAGGCAUAGGAUGGAGUCCCCUGGGUUCUUUGGAAGCAGAAAAGAACAAGCGGGCUUCAGAAAUCAUCAGUGAGAAGAAAUACCGCCAACCUCCAGACAGAAAUAAGUUCACCAGCAUCCCUGAUGCCAUGGACAUAGUUCUGGCUAAAACAAAUGCCAAAAACAGGAGUGACAGACUUUAUAGAGAAGCUUGGGACAAGGACAAGACUCAGAUCCACAUCAUGCCCGACACUCCUGACAUCAUUCUGGCUAAGGCAAACUUAAUCAAUACAAGUGAUAAACUCUACAAAAUGGGUUAUGAAGAACUGAAGAAGAAAGGUUAUGAUCUUCCUGUCGACGCCAUUCCAAUCAAAGCAGCGAAAGCAUCCCGGGAAAUUGCCAGUGAAUACAAAUACAAAGAAGGCUUCCGAAAGCAACUCGGCCACCACAUCGGGGCUCGGAACAUCAAGGAUGACCCCAAGAUGAUGUGGUCCAUGCACGUGGCCAAGAUCCAGAGUGACAGGGAGUACAAGAAGGACUUUGAGAAGUGGAAGACCAAGUAUAGCAGCCCAGUGGACAUGCUGGGCGUGGUGCUGGCCAAAAAGUGCCAGACCUUGGUCAGCGAUGCUGACUACAGAAACUACCUACACCAGUGGACAUGCCUACCUGACCAGAAUGACGUCAUCCACGCUCGGCAGGCCUAUGAUCUCCAGAGUGAUAAUGUGUACAAGGCUGAUCUUCAGUGGCUGAAAGGCAUUGGCUGGAUACCUUCUGGUUCCCUCGAGGAUGAGAAAAACAAACGAGCCACUCAGAUCCUGAGUGACCAUGUUUACCGUCAGCACCCAAAUAAAUUCAAGUUUUCCAGCCUGAUGGACUCCAUGCCAAUGGUCUUGGCAAAAAAUAAUGCUAUAACCAUGAACCAUCACCUCUAUACAGAAGCUUGGAAUAAAGAUAAAACCACUGUCCACAUUAUGCCAGAUACUCCUGAAGUUAUAUUGGCUAAACAAAACAAAGUAAAUUACAGUGAGAAAUUAUAUAAGCUCGGCCUGGAAGAAGCCAAGAGGAAAGGCUAUGACAUGCGGCUUGAUGCCAUUCCUAUCAAGGCAGCCAAAGCCUCCAGGGACAUUGCAAGUGACUACAAAUACAAAGAUGGCUACCGCAAGCAGCUGGGCCACCACAUUGGGGCUCGGAACAUCAAGGAUGACCCCAAGAUGAUGUGGUCCAUGCAUGUGGCCAAGAUCCAGAGUGACAGGGAGUACAAGAAGGACUUUGAGAAGUGGAAGACCAAGUAUAGCAGCCCAGUGGACAUGCUGGGUGUGGUGCUGGCCAAGAAGUGCCAGAUCCUUGUAAGCGACAUAGACUACAAGCAUCCUCUCCACGAGUGGACAUGCCUGCCUGACCAGAAUGAUGUCAUCCAUGCUCGGCAGGCCUAUGAUCUCCAGAGCGAUAAUGUGUACAAGUCAGAUCUCCAGUGGAUGAGAGGCAUUGGCUGGGUCCCCAUCGGGUCUCUGGAUGUGGUCAAGUGUAAGAGAGCCGCAGAGAUCCUGAGNGACAACAUCUACCGCCAGCCUCCAAACAAGUUCAAGUUCACCAGUGUGACUGAUUCUCUGGAGCAGGUGCUGGCCAAGAGCAACGCCCUCAACAUGAACAAGCGAUUAUACACAGAGGCCUGGGACAAAGACAAGAUUCAAAUUCAUGUAAUGCCUGAUACACCGGAGAUUAUGCUGGCAAGGCAGAACAGAAUCAACUACAGUGAGAGUCUGUAUAAACUGGCCAAUGAAGAAGCAAAGAAGAAAGGCUACGACCUGCGUGUUGAUGCUAUCCCCAUUGUGGCAGCCAAGGCCUCCAGAGAUAUCGCCAGUGACUACAAAUACAAAGUUGGCUACCGUAAGCAGCUGGGCCACCACAUUGGAGCCCGCAACAUUGAAGAUGACCCCAAGAUGAUGUGGUCCAUGCAUGUGGCCAAGAUCCAGAGUGACAGGGAGUACAAGAAGGACUUUGAGAAAUGGAAGACCAAGUAUAGCAGCCCAGUGGACAUGCUGGGGGUGGUGUUGGCCAAGAAGUGCCAGACCUUGGUCAGCGAUGUGGACUACAGGAACUACCUACACCAGUGGACAUGCCUGCCUGACCAGAAUGACGUCAUCCAUGCUCGGCAGGCCUAUGAUCUCCAGAGUGAUAAUGUGUACAAGUCAGAUCUCCAGUGGAUGAGAGGCAUUGGCUGGGUCCCCAUCGGGUCUCUGGAUGUGGUCAAGUGUAAGAGAGCUGCAGAGAUCCUGAGCGACAACAUCUACCGCCAGCCUCCAAACAAGUUCAAGUUCACCAGUGUGACUGAUUCUCUGGAGCAGGUGCUGGCCAAGAGCAACGCCCUCAACAUGAACAAGCGCUUAUACACAGAAGCCUGGGACAAAGACAAGACCCAGAUCCACAUCAUGCCUGAUACACCAGAAAUUAUGUUGGCCAGACAAAAUAAAAUAAACUACAGUGAGAGCCUGUACCGCCAGGCCAUGGAAGAAGCUAAGAAGGAAGGCUAUGACUUGAGAAGUGAUGCCAUUCCCAUUGUGGCUGCCAAGGCUUCCCGGGACAUUGCUAGUGAUUACAAAUACAAAGAAGCCUAUCGGAAGCAGUUGGGUCACCACAUUGGCGCUAGAGCGAUACAUGACGAUCCCAAGAUGAUGUGGUCCCUCCACAUUGCCAAAGUGCAGAGUGACCGUGAGUAUAAGAAAGAAUUUGAGAAAUACAAGACAAGAUACAGCAGCCCCGUGGACAUGCUUGGUAUUGUGUUGGCCAAGAAAUGCCAAACCUUGGUCAGUGAUGUGGACUACAAACACCCACUGCACGAAUGGACCUGCCUGCCGGACCAGAAUGAUGUCAUACAGGCCCGGAAAGCAUAUGACCUCCAGAGUGAUAAUCUGUACAAGGCAGACCUGGAAUGGAUGAAAGGCAUUGGCUGGGUUCCCAUUGGUUCCUUGGAAGUUGUCAAAGCCAAGAGGGCCACAGAGAUACUGAGUGACAACAUCUACCGCCAGCGUCCUGACACACUGAAAUUCACCAGUAUAACCGACUCGCUGGAGCAGGUGCUGGCAAAAAAUAAUGCAAUCACCAUGAACAAGCGCCUGUACACGGAAGCCUGGGACAAUGACAAGAAAACGAUCCAUGUCAUGCCAGACACGCCAGAAAUCAUGUUGGCCAAACUCAACAGGAUAAACUACAGCGAUAAACUCUACAAAGUGUCUCUGGAGGAGGCCAAGAGGCAAGGCUAUGACCUGCGAGUGGAUGCCAUUCCUAUCCGAUCAGCCAAGGCUUCAAGAGAGAUCGCUAGUGAUUACAAGUACAAGGAAGGCUACCGUAAGCAGCUGGGCCACCACAUCGGUGCCCGCGGUAUACAUGAUGACCCCAAGAUGAUGUGGUCCAUGCAUGUGGCAAAGAUCCAGAGUGACAGGGAGUACAAGAAGGACUUUGAGAAGUGGAAGACCAAGUAUAGCAGCCCAGUGGACAUGCUGGGCGUGGUGCUGGCCAAGAAGUGCCAGAUCCUUGUAAGUGACAUAGACUACAAGCAUCCUCUCCACGAGUGGACAUGCCUGCCUGACCAGAAUGAUGUCAUCCAGGCACGAAAGGCCUAUGAUCUCCAGAGCGAUGCUGUGUACAAGGCUGAUCUUGAGUGGCUGAGGGGCAUUGGAUGGGUUCCCAUUGGCUCUGUAGAGGUCGAGAAGGUGAAGAGAGCAGGUGAAAUCCUGAGUGACAGGAAGUAUCGCCAACCUGCAGACCAGCUGAAGUUCACAUGUAUUACAGACACCCCAGAAAUUGUCCUGGCAAAGAGUAAUGCCAUCACUAUGAGCAAGCAUUUGUACACAGAAGCUUGGGACGCUGACAAAGCCUCCAUCCACGUCAUGCCAGACACCCCUGAAAUCCUGCUGGCCAAGAGCAAUUCUGCCAAUAUCAGCCAUAAACUAUAUACCAAGGGAUGGGAUGAAUCAAAGAUGAAGGACUAUGACCUGAGAGAGGAUGCUAUUUCCAUCAAAAGUGCCAAGGCCUCCAGGGACAUUGCCAGUGAUUACAAAUAUAAGGAAGCCUAUGAAAAACAAAAAGGCCACCACAUCGGAGCCCAGAGUGUUGAAGAUGAUCCCAGGAUCAUUUGCGCCAUGCAUGCAGGGAAGAUUUACAGUGACAGGGAGUACAAGAAGGAAUUCCAAAAAUGGAAGACCAAGUUCAGCAGCCCAGUGGACAUGCUGGGGGUGGUGCUGGCCAAGAAGUGCCAGACCUUGGUCAGCGAUGUGGACUACCGUAACUACCUGCACAACUGGACUUGCCUGCCUGACCAGAACGACAUUAUUCAAGCAAAGAAGGCCUAUGAACUGCAGAGUGAUGCCAUCUACAAGGCUGACCUGGAGUGGCUGCGUGGCAUUGGCUGGAUGCCAGAAGGGUCUCCUGAAGUCCUGAGAGUCAAAAAUGCCCAGGAGAUCCUCUGCGACAGUGUCUACCGGACCCCCGUGGUGAAGCUCAAGUACACAAGUAUUGUGGACACACCCGAAGUUGUCCUUGCUAAGUCAAAUGCUGAAAAUAUUAGCAUUCCAAAAUACAGAGAAGUUUGGGACAAAGAUAAAACUUCCAUCCACAUAAUGCCAGACACGCCUGAAAUUAAUCUCGCUCGAGCAAAUGCUCUUAAUGUGAGCAAUAAACUCUACCGUGAGGGGUGGGAUGAAGUCAAGAUGAGCUGUGAUGUCCGGUUGGAUGCUAUCCCCAUCCAGGCUGCCAAGGCCUCCAGGGAGAUUGCCAGUGACUAUAAAUACAAGCUUGACCACGAGAAGCAGAAGGGACACUACGUGGGCACCCUCACAGCCAGGGAUGACAACAAGAUCCGGUGGGCCCUCAUCGCUGGCAAGAUUCAGAAUGAAAGGGAGUACAGGCUGCAGUGGGCCAAAUGGAAGACCAAGUUCCAGAGCCCCGUGGACAUGCUUUCUAUCCUGCAUUCGAAGAAGUGCCAGACGCUGGUCAGCGACAUUGACUAUCGCAAUUACCUACACGAGUGGACGUGCAUGCCUGACCAAAACGAUGUGAUUCAGGCCAAGAAAGCCUACGAGCUGCAGAGCGAUGCUGUCUACAAGGCUGACUUGGAAUGGUUACGUGGAAUUGGGUGGAUGCCAAAUGAUUCUGUCUCUGUCAAUCAUGCCAAACAUGCUGCAGAUAUCUUCAGUGAGAAAAAAUAUCGCACAAAAAUAGAAACUCUCAACUUCACUCCUGUGGAUGACAGAGUGGAUUAUGUGACAGCGAAACAGAGCAGUGAGAUCCGAGAUGAUAUUAAAUAUCGCAAAGAUUGGAAUGCCAUCAAGUCAAAGUAUACCCUUACAGAAACCCCACUGCUGCACACUGCCCAGGAGGCUGCCCGGAUCCUGGACCAGUACCUCUACAAGGAAGGCUGGGAGAAACAGAAAGCCACAGGCUACAUUCUGCCACCUGAUGCUGUGCCAUUCGUUCAUGCCCAUCAUUCCAGCGAUGUUCAGAGUGAGCUGAAAUACAAAGCUGAACACGUUAAGCAGCGAGGUCACUACGUUGGCGUUCCUACAAUGAGAGACGAUCCCAAGCUGGUUUGGUUUGAGCACGCAGGCCAGAUUCAGAAUGACAGACUCUACAAGGAGAGCUACCAUAAGUCAAAGGCCAAAAUCAAUAUCCCGGCUGACAUGGUGUCAGUUGUGGCCGCCAAGGAAGGGCAGAACCUUGUCAGUGACAUCGAUUACCGUCAAUACCUACACCAGUGGACGUGCCACCCUGACCAAAAUGAUGUUAUUCAGGCAAAAAUUGCCUACGACCUUCAGAGUGACAAUGUCUACAAAGCUGACCUGGAAUGGCUCCGAGGUAUUGGCUGGAUCCCUCUGGAUUCUGUGGACCAUGUGAGGGUUACAAAGAACCAGGAAAUGGUGAAUCAGAUAAAGUACAAGAAAGAUGCUCUUGCCAACUAUCCCAACUUUACAAGUGUGGAGGACCCUCCAGAGAUUGUUCUAGCCAAGAUUAACUCAGUCAAUCAAAGUGAUGUGAAAUAUAAAGAAACAUUUAAUAAAGCCAAGGGCAAGUACAUAUUUUCUCCAGACACACCAUACAUCUCCCACUCCAAAGACAUGGGGAAACUCUAUAGUACUAUACUAUACAAGGGAGCCUGGGAGGGCACCAAGGCCUACGGCUACACCCUGGAUGAGCGCUAUAUUCCAAUUGUUGGAGCCAAGCAUGCUGACCUGGUGAACAGUGAGCUUAAAUACAAGGAAACCUAUGAGAAGCAGAAAGGUCACUACCUGGCUGGAAAAGAAAUAAGUGAGUUUCCUGGUGUGGUCCACUGCCUGGAUUUCCAGCAGAUGCGGAGUGCGUUGAACUACAGAAGAGAUUAUGAAGACACCAAAGCAAAUGUGCAUAUUCCCAAUGACAUGAUGAACCACGUGCUGGCGAAGAGGUGCCAGUAUAUCCUCAGUGACCUGGAGUACCGACACUACUUUCAUCAGUGGACGUCACUUCCCGAGGAGCCCAAUGUUAUCCGCGCCCGAAAUGCCCAGGAGAUCUUAAGUGAUAAUGUAUAUAAAGAUGACUUGAAUUGGCUGAAGGGCAUUGGCUGCUAUGUUUGGGACACACCCCAGAUUCUCCAUGCCAAGAAAUCAUAUGACCUCCAGAGUCAGCUACAAUACACAGCAGCAAGUAAAGAAAAUCUGCAGAACUAUAACCUGGUCACAGAUACGCCAGUUUACGUGACGGCUCUUCAGAGUGGCAUUAAUGCCAGUGAGGUGAAAUAUAAAGAAAAUUACCAUCAGAUUAAGGACAAGUAUACCACAGUGCUAGAGACAGCAGACUACGACAGAACCAAGAACCUCAAGAGUCUGUACAGCAGUAACAUAUACAAAGAAGCCUGGGAUAAGGUGAAAGCCACCAGCUAUAACCUGCCUACCAGCACCUUGUCCCUGACACAUGCCAAGAACCAGAAGCACCUGGCCAGCCAUAUCAAAUACCGAGAAGAAUAUGAAAAGUUCAAAGCCCUUUACACAUUACCAAAAAGUGUUGACGACGAUCCAAACACAGCGCGGUGUCUCCGAGUGGGCAAACUUAACAUCGACCGCCUGUACAGAUCAGUGUACGAGAAGAACAAGAUGAAAAUCAACAUCGUGCCCGACAUGGUGGAGAUGGUGACUGCCAAGGACUCUCAGAAGAAAGUCAGCGAGAUUGACUACCGCCUGCACCUCCAUGAAUGGAUUUGCCACCCUGACUUACAAGUCAACAGUCACGUCAGAAAAGUGACAGACCAGAUCAGCGACAUUGUAUACAAGGAUGACCUCACCUGGCUGAAAGGCAUUGGUUGCUACGUCUGGGACACUCCUGAAAUUCUCCAUGCAAAGCAUGCUUAUGACCUACGCAAUGAUAUCAAGUAUAAAGCUCACGUGCAGAAGACAAGGAAUGACUACAAGCUGGUGACUGACACACCGGUUUACGUUCAGGCAGUCAAGAGUGGGAAGCAGCUGAGUGAUGCUGUCUACCACUAUGACUACGUGCACAGCGUCAGAGGCAAAGUGGCCCCAACUACAAAAACAGUGGAUCUGGACCGGGCCCUCCACGCAUACAAGCUUCAGAGUGAGAAUUUGUACAAGAAAGGCCUGCGCUUCCUGCCCACUGGGUACAGGCUCCCUGUUGAUACCCCUCAUUUCAAUCACACCAAGGAUACCCGCUACAUGAGCAGCUAUUUCAAAUACAAAGAAGCCUAUGAACACAUCAAGGCAAAUGGGUACACACUUGGACCCAAGGAUGUCCCGUUUGUCCAUGUCCGGAGAGUCAACAAUGUCACUAGUGAGAGACUAUAUCGAGAACUGUAUCACAAACUAAAAGACAAGAUACAUACAACCCCAGACACACCUGAAAUCCGCCAAGUCAAGAAGACACAAGAAGCUGUCAGUGAGUUGAUCUACAAAUCAGACUUCUUCAAGAUGCAGGGCCACAUGAUCUCGCUGCCGUAUACACCCCAAGUGUUGCACUGUCGCUACGUGGGAGACAUCACGAGUGAUAUUAAAUACAAAGAGGAUCUGCAGAUCUUGAAGGGACUUGGCUGCUUCCUGUACGACACUCCUGACAUGGUCCGAUCCCGGCACCUAAGGAAGCUCUGGUCGAACUACCUGUACACGGAUAAUGCCCGGAAGAUGAGAGACAAAUACAAAGUGGUGCUUGACACCCCAGAAUACAGAAAAGUGCAGGAACUGAAGACACAUCUGAGUGAGCUGGUGUACAGAGCCUCAGGCAAGAAGCAGAAGUCCAUCUUCACUUCAGUUCCUGAUACCCCUGACCUUCUAAGAGCCAAGCGAGGACAGAAGCUUCAGAGUCAGUAUCUCUAUGUUGAACUUGCUACUAAAGAGAGACCUCAUCACCACGCUGGAAAUCAGACCACAGCUUUGCAACACGCUAAAGACGUGAAGGACAUGGUCAGCGAGAAAAAGUACAAGAUUCAAUAUGAAAAGAUGAAGGACAAGUAUACACCAGUUGCAGACACACCAAUCCUCAUCAGAGCCAAGAGAGCUUACUGGAACGCCAGUGAUCUUCGCUACAAAGAAACAUUUCAAAAGACUAAAGGGAAAUAUCACACAGUGAAGGACGCCCUGGACAUUGUAUAUCAUCGCAAAGUCACAGACGACAUCAGUAAAGUGAAAUACAAGGAAAACUACAUGAGCCAGCUGGGAAUCUGGAGUUCCAUCCCUGAUCGCCCUGAACAUUUCCAUCACCGGGCAGUCACCGAUGCUGUCAGCGAUGUAAAAUAUAAAGAAGAUUUGACCUGGCUUAAAGGCAUUGGUUGCUAUGCCUAUGAUACCCCUGACUUGACGCUAGCUGAACAGAACAAGACUCUCUACAGCAAGUAUAAGUAUAAAGAAGUAUUUGAAAGAACAAAGUCAAACUUCAAGUAUGUUGCUGACUGUCCAAUUAACAGGCAUUUCAAGUAUGCAACUCAGUUGAUGAAUGAGAAAAAAUACAGAGCUGAUUAUGAGCAGCGGAAAGAUAAAUACCACCUGGUAGUCGAUGAACCUAGACAUCUGCUGGCUAAGACCGCAGGCGACCAGAUCAGCCAGAUCAAAUACAGGAAAAAGUAUGAGAAGUCAAAGGACAAAUUCACCUCGGUUGUGGACACCCCAGAGCACCUGCGCACCACAAAAGUCAACAAGCAAAUCAGUGAUAUACUUUAUAAACUGGAAUACAACAAAGCCAGACCAAGAGGCUACACCACCAUCCAUGACACACCCAUGCUGCUGCAUGUCCGCAAAGUGAAGGAUGAAGUCAGCGAUCUGAAAUAUAAGGAAGUUUACCAAAGAAAUAAAUCUAACUGCACCAUCAAGCCAGAUGCUGUUCAUAUCAAAGCAGCGAAAGAUGCCUACAAAGUCAACACAAAUCUGGACUACAAGAAGCAGUACGAAGCCAAUAAAGCAUACUGGAAGUGGACGCCCGACCGCCCAGACUUCAUCCAGGCGGCCAAGUCGUCUCUGCAGCAGAGUGACUUUGAAUAUAAGCUGGACCGAGAGUUUCUCAAGGGCUGCAAGCUUUCUGUCACUGACGAUAAAGACAUGGUGCUGGCCCUCAGGAAUUCCUUAAUAGAGAGCGAUCUGAAAUACAAAGAGAAACACGUAAAGGAAAGAGGAAGCUGCCAUGCUGUGCCUGACACCCCACAGAUCCUCUUGGCGAAGACUGUCAGCAAUCUGGUGUCUGAGAACAAGUACAAGGACCAUGUCAAGAAGCACCUGGCCCAAGGCUCGUAUACAACCCUACCAGAGACCAGGGAUACAGUUCACGUCAAGGCAGUGACCAAGCACGUCAGUGAUACAAACUACAAAAAGAAGUUUGUCAAGGAGAAAGGCAAGUCCAACUACUCCAUCAUGCAAGAGCCUCCAGAGGUGAAACACGCCAUGGAAGUGGCUAAGAAGCAGAGUGACGUUGCCUAUAAAAAAGAUGCCAAAGAAAAUCUGCAUUACACCACAGUGGCCGACCGGCCAGACAUCAAGAAGGCCACCCAGGCAGCCAAACAGGCCAGUGAGGUGGAGUACAGAGCCAAGCAUCGCAAGGAAGGCAGUCAUGGGUUAAGCAUGCUUGGCCGCCCAGACAUUGAAAUGGCCAAGAAGGCAGCCAAGCUGAGCAGCCAGGUUAAAUACCGCGAAAAUUUUGACAAGGAGAAGGGCAAAACACCCAAAUACAACCCGAAAGACAGCCAGCUCUACAAAACUAUGAAAGAUGCCAACAACCUUGCAAGUGAGGUCAAAUAUAAGGCUGACCUGAAGAAACUCCACAAACCUGUGACUGACAUGAAGGAGUCUCUGAUAAUGCACCACGUCCUAAAUACAAGCCAGCUCGCCAGUUCUUACCAGUACAAGAAGAACUAUGAGAAGAGCAAAGGCCACUACCACACAAUACCUGACAACCUGGAACAGCUACACCACAAAGAAGCCACAGAGCUGCAGAGUAUCGUGAAAUACAAAGAAAAAUAUGAAAAAGAACGAGGCAAGCCCAUGCUGGACUUUGAGACUCCAACAUACAUCACUGCCAAAGAGUCUCAGCAGAUGCAGAGCGGGAAAGAAUAUAGGAAAGAUUAUGAAGAGUCCAUUAAAGGCAGAAACCUGACGGGCCUGGAGGUCACGCCAGCAUUGUUACAUGUCAGACAUGCGACCAAAAUAGCAAGCGAGAAAGAGUAUAGGAAAGACCUGGAAGAAAGCAUCCGAGGCAGAGGUCUCACUGAGAUGGAAGACACUCCUGACAUGCUGAGAGCCAAGAAUGCCACUCAGAUCCUCAAUGAGAAAGAAUAUAAGCGAGACCUGGAGCUGGAAGUCAAAGGAAGAGGCCUGAAUGCCAUGGCCAACGAGACUCCAGAUUUUAUGCGGGCCAGGAAUGCUACCGACAUUGCCAGCCAGAUUAAGUACAAGCAAUCAGCAGAAAUGGAAAAGGCCAAUUUUACUUCUGUUGUUGAUACCCCAGAAAUUAUCCAUGCUCAGCAAGUCAAGAACCUUUCCAGUCAGAAAAAGUACAAGGAAGAUGCAGAGAAGUCCAUGUCAUAUUAUGAGACUGUCUUGGACACGCCAGAGAUGCAAAGAGUCCGAGAGAACCAGAAGAACUUCAGCCUGCUUCAAUACCAGUGUGACCUUAAAAACAGUAAAGGGAAAAUUACAGUUGUUCAAGACACGCCAGAAAUACUGCGUGUUAAAGAAAACCAAAAGAAUUUCAGCUCGGUUUUAUAUAAAGAGGAUGUAUCCCCGGGGACAGCAAUUGGAAAGACGCCUGAGAUGCUCAGAGUGAAGCAAACGCAGGACCACAUUAGCUCGGUCAAGUAUAAAGAAGCAAUCGGACAAGGAACUCCGAUCCCUGACCUGCCUGAAGUGAAACGCGUCAAGGAGACCCAGAAGCACAUUAGCUCGGUUAUGUACAAAGAAAACCCAGGAACAGGCAUCCCAACCACUGUCACCCCAGAGAUUGAGAGAGUCAAACGCAAUCAAGAGAACUUUAGCUCGGUUUUGUACAAAGAAAGUUUGGGAAAAGGAACCCCUACAGCUAUCACUCCAGAGAUGGAGAGAGUCAAACGCAAUCAAGAGAACUUUAGCUCGGUUCUAUACAAAGAGAACAUGGGCAAGGGAACCCCUUUACCUGUCACUCCAGAGAUGGAGAGAGUCAAACACAAUCAAGAAAAUAUUAGCUCGGUUUUGUACAAAGAAAAUGUGGGGAAAGCCACCCCAACCCCUGUCACUCCAGAGAUGCAGAGAGUCAAACGCAAUCAAGAAAACAUUAGCUCGGUGCUAUACAAAGAGAACCUGGGGAAAGCAACCCCCACACCCUUCACUCCUGAGAUGGAAAGAGUCAAACGCAAUCAAGAAAACUUUAGCUCGGUAUUGUACAAAGAGAACAUGAGAAAAGCAACACCAACGCCUGUCACUCCAGACAUGGAGAGAGCCAAACGCAACCAAGAAAACAUUAGCUCGGUUCUUUACUCCGAUAGCUUCCGGAAACAAAUACAAGGGAAAGCUGCCUAUGUGCUAGAUACUCCAGAGAUGAGGCGGGUUAGGGAAACCCAACGGCACAUCUCAACAGUGAAAUAUCAUGAAGACUUUGAGAAACACAAAGGCUGCUUUACACCAGUGGUGACAGACCCUAUCACUGAACGAGUAAAGAAAAACACACAGGACUUCAGUGACAUUAACUACCGAGGUAUUCAGAGAAAAGUGGUGGAAAUGGAACAAAAGCGGAAUGACCAGGAUCAAGAUACCAUUACAGGUCUGCGUGUCUGGCGUACUAACCCUGGUUCAGUGUUUGACUAUGAUCCGGCAGAAGACAACAUUCAGUCCCGAAGUUUGCACAUGAUUAAUGUCCAAGCUCAACGCCGGAGCCGGGACCAGUCAAGAUCUGCCAGUGCACUGAGUAUCAGUGGGGGCGAGGAAAAAUCUGAGCACUCCGAAGCUGCGGACCAGCGCCUUUCCACAUACAGUGAUGGAGGUGCCUUCUUCUCUGCAACCUCAACAGCAUACAAACAUGUGAAAACCACUCAGCUCCCACAGCAACGGUCAUCUUCAGUUGCCACCCAGCAGACAACACUGUCCUCUAUCCCAUCACACCCAUCUACUGCAGGGAAAAUCUUCCGUGCUAUAUAUGACUAUAUGGCUGCAGAUGCGGAUGAAGUGUCCUUUAAGGAUGGAGAUGCUAUAGUGAAUGCUCAGGCGAUUGAUGAAGGCUGGAUGUAUGGCACUGUGCAGAGGACUGGCAGGACCGGUAUGCUCCCUGCCAACUAUGUGGAAGCUAUUUAAGCCCUUCAAGACCUCCAUCAGUCUGCAGUAUCUGCAACUCUGCAGGCGACAUUUCAGUGGAGACUUCAGUAUACCCAUGGCUUUCAAGCUCUCUCAGGUUUUCACCUGUAGCAAUAUCAUUUCAUGUGUUACAAUCUCUUCUAUAGAAACCAUGGUUAUUCUCCAUGAAACCCAACAUCAAUUCAUCUGCUCUGUUCUUAAACUAGAUUUACAGCUUCAUUUUU